CACAUAAUUGCACCCAACAAUCCUUUUUCACCAUAGAAACCUGAGCUAUUAAGCUAGCUAUUCAUCACUUCUACAUCUGCUUUUUAUUUAUCUUCCAAUAUAAAUAUCUAUCAAUCUCCAUCAACUUUUUCUCCCUACCAUACCAUCUUUUUAUUGGUUUUUUUUUUUCCUCAAAUUCCAUUAUGGAUCCUAAUUCAUGCACUUCUUCUGUCAAUGGCUUCUACAACUUGCUCAACCAAGGACUUGAAGAACUUGAUUGCUCUUUCCUUUCUUGUAACUUCAUGUCAAUCCAAUUCCUCCAAAAAGUCCUCUCUUCACUCCGGUCCUUCCACUCCCAAUUAACCAUUUUGGUUCAAAAGCUUCACCUUCCUGUAGGAGAAAAAUGGCUUGAUGAAUACAUGGACGAAAGCUCCAGGCUCUGGGAAGCCUGUCUUGUUCUCAAAUCUGGCAUCUCCGGCAUGGAAACUUAUUAUUCUUCUGCUGCCAAUAUUGCUUCCUCACUUGAUCAUCAUCAGCUCUUCAACCCUCAAUUUUCUCGCCAGGUUAUACGGGCAAUAGUUGGCUGCCAAAGGGAAAUUGUAGGAUUGGAAGAGGAAAAUAGGAAUCUGAUGCAAACAAGAGCAAGACAACUAUCACUAAGAUUUGAUGAGAAUGUUACAGUAGAAUCAAAGUUAAAUGGUUUCAAUGGUUUUCGAGGUGUUCUUUAUGCAAUGAGGAAUGUUAGUUCAUUGAUUCUAAUGAUCUUGCUUAGCGGGCUUGUAUAUUAUUGGCCUGAAUUAAGCUUUGUCCAUGGACAGCAUGAGGGGCAUGUGAUAUUUGGGUCAGCUUUCAAGGUUUCACUUGCAAGACUGCAUCAAAGGGUAUCUAAUGAAAUGGAACAAAUUGGCGGGCAGCCAGGGAUUAUGCUUUAUGAAUUCAGGGAAGCUAGGAUUGCCAUGGAAGAGGUAAGAGAGGAAUUGGAAAGAAUUGUGAAGUAUGGAUCAGAAGUUGAGAUCCAAGACAAGAUUGACCACUUGAAGAGUUGCUUUGGGUUGUUUAGAUGUGGGGUGGAGACUAUAAUUGGGCAGAUUGAUGAUUUCUUUGAUGAAAUAGUUGAAGGAAGGAAAAAACUUUUGGACAUGUGCACUCAUAGGUAGAUAGAUAAAGUUUGUACAUGUGCAGCUAGUUAGAGAGAGAGGAGAAAAAAAAAUCCAAAAAAGAAAGUGAAAAGAUGUGAAUCAGUGGUUAAAGUGGUAUCAUGUCACUCAAUUUCUUCGUUAAUUUUCCUUUUUAUUUCUCUUUUGGCCGUUUUUAACAUGUUUUUAGCUUCAACUUAUUGUUCCUGUUGAAAAAUGAAAUCAAGUGUUUGCAGCUGCAAUACAUUAGUCUGGAAGUUGA
Durio zibethinus is the source of this 1377-nucleotide messenger RNA. RefSeq lists its product as uncharacterized. The record is from RefSeq and is a predicted model, not a curated record. NCBI's taxonomy places the organism in Eukaryota, Viridiplantae, Streptophyta, Magnoliopsida, Malvales, Malvaceae.